GGCGGAAUGUUUUGAAAAUAUUUUUUUAUUUUGAUUUAUAAAUUUGAGUUUUAUAUCUCAAUAGUACAGGAUAUAGCCAUUAUUAGUACACCCAUACAAUAUUCUACAUAUGAAGCAAUGCCGAAAGAAGACAAAGUAAACGUCGAUGCUGAGGGAAGGGUACAAUGCUUUGACGAAUUUGGCUUUGCAAUUUUUGAAAAAGAUUUUGAACCAGAAAACCCAAGGUGUCACGAUUACAGUUACAGUAUUUCCAUCAACCAUGAGCACAGUGCAAAGGAAGUUGGGGCUUGGAAGAGGCUAUUGACAAAUUGGGACACAUUGGACCAGAGAUUUCAUACCAAGCUCCAGCGACUUAUGAGAAAUGGUGUCCCAAAACAUUUCCGCUGUACAUUAUGGAAAAAUCUACUUGGGAGUGAAAGUCUUGAAAAGUCAUCACAUUUUAGUUAUAAGGCCAACCUGGUUGCAAUAAGGGAACAGAUGGUUGAUCUUGGUAUCAGUGAGUAUGGAGCAGAAGGGAAUGCUCUCCAAGCUCUCAGUGAGGCACUAAAAACUAACAAUGAACUGAAACAUUCAGGUCAUGUUGAUGUGAACCACAUACGACAGAUACUCUUAGAUCUAGAUAGAACGUACCCUACUCACAAUCUAUACAUGGGUAAUGGAGGACCUGCGAGGGAGGGAAAGGCCUCACUAUUUAGGGUCCUCUCAUUAUAUGCCAGAUACAACCCAACCAUAGGUUACUGUCAAGGUAUGUCCUACAUAGCUGGAAUGCUACUGAUGCACAUGGAAGAGAAAGAUGCAUUCUGGUGCUUUGCUGCCUUAAUAGAGAGACAGAAAUAUCUUCAAGGAUACUUUGAUGACAAGUUGUCAAGAAUUCAAAGACAUGCUGCAGUAUUUGAGAAACUUAUGAAGCAAAGAUUUCCACAACUUAGUGAACAUAUUGAAAAUCACGGUUUACAACCCCUGAUGUUUGUAACUCCUUGGUUCAUGUGUUUGUUUACAAACCUGACAUGCUGGGAUACAGUGCUUGCAAUAUGGGACCUCAUUCUAGUGGAUGGGGUGACAACAAUUUUCCAGGUUGGUCUGGCAAUAAUGAAAGUGGCGGAAUCCAGACUUCUAGCAACAGACAGCUUAAUCAAACUAUUACCACAGAUGCUACAUCUUUCCAAUGAAAUUGUGCAAUAUGACACUCUGCUACCUGCUAUCUGGGAAACUCACAUAGAGAAGUGGGAGAUCCAUAGUCUGCAGGCAGUCAUACAGGAGGAAAAACAGCUGAAAGAGAGACAAUCAAUGAAGAGACGUCAUAAGACAGAUCAAGAGUAUAGCAGUCCAGUAGUUGCAAAGAGAGCUAAGCAUAAUUCAGAAUCUGUCCCCACCAGAAAUGGAUCUGUUCUAAGCAAACUAACAAACAUGUUUGUAUCAACAAAUGAGACAGCAGAAACAGGUGGAUCAACAGACCAAUCAAAAUCAUUGGCACAUAUGAGAGUGGCCUAUCACAGACAUCGUAACAGCCCAAGAAAGAAUAUCACUAGGAGGAGAAGUCCCAGGAGUUUGGGUGCUGGUUCUGCUUUAAGGAGUCCUGGUUUGGCUAAGCAAUUAGAAUCCAACAGAAAAAAUGUUUCUCCUUGUGAAGUAGCAAAUGAAAAUAGCUUUCAAGGGGACCUGUCAUUUAGUUUUGCGACUCCUGUACGAAGAAGCCCACGUAUUGCUAGGCUACAUGGAUUACUGCGAGACAUCAACACCCCAUCGGAGAAAAGGCUUGUCAGCAGUAAGGCUAGUGUGCAGCAUUCUUUUAAGAUGUUUCACACUCCCACACCUCUUAGAAAGUCACAGCGGAGUCCAGUCCAGUCCAACUCCACUGCAUCACCAAGCUUUGCCAGCCCUGAGCUAGAGCUUAGACCUAUGCAGAAGCUACAAUAACAGAUGAAAGGAAGGGACAUUUGUGGAAAACUCAAUAGUCAGGGAUCAUGUGUAGAAAAAACAAUAAGUGGGGGUAUAUUACAGAAAAUACAAUUAACAUGAAUAAGCAAUAUUUGAGAAAAUUGCAAUGAGUUGUAUGGUAUUUGUAGAAUAUACAAAUACAUGUAGUUUGGGGCUAAGUUGUUAUUUUACACACUGUGGCUAGUCAAAAUAUUUGGAUUCAGUCAGCCACAUCUUAUGUAUCAUAAGUUCAUGCUUCUGUACAUUUUAAUGGAAGAAUUAUGCACCUUUGUUUAAACAAUCCAUAUAAACUCAUCCCUGCAUAUCACGCUUCAUUGAUUUACCAACUUGUAGCUACAAUAUAAACACACAUUCGGUGGUAUUGUUACGACAAUAGAUAACUCAAGCGAGUUCACUUGACCAGUUUUAUCAUUGGUUACAGUUGUGAGAAGGUAUGUAUAAUUUGCCAUGGAUUCACCUUGUAAAUGGAGAGAAAUUCAAGUAAUAUAAUUACGUCAUGUUUCCAAAUAUGUUUGUGUGUUACAAAUCCAACUCUUUUCAUAAUAUCUUUGGGGUUAUUGUAUAAAAUACCCGUUUUGAAAAAGCAAUUUAAUUAUGACAAUGUUGUUCUCCCCAGGAUUUUUUCACAAGUGUGUGCAAAAUUCUUGAUUUCAUGAUUUAGACCUAAGAAUUGGUAUCGAUAUG
This is a messenger RNA of Owenia fusiformis, 2622 nucleotides long. The record is from the annotation of a GenBank genome assembly. NCBI's taxonomy places the organism in Eukaryota, Metazoa, Annelida, Polychaeta, Sabellida, Oweniidae.